This is a messenger RNA of Puccinia graminis f. sp. tritici CRL 75-36-700-3, 333 nucleotides long. RefSeq lists its product as uncharacterized. The coding region runs from base 1 to 333 and encodes 110 amino acids. NCBI's taxonomy places the organism in Eukaryota, Fungi, Basidiomycota, Pucciniomycetes, Pucciniales, Pucciniaceae. The transcript has a single exon. The record is from RefSeq and is a predicted model, not a curated record.
AUGGAUGUACAACCUCAGCACCAUGUUUCAUCACAAUUGCCAUACCAAGCCACCAAUCUACAUCAGCACACCACUGCCACCGUCCAAAUUCACCAGGCCACCACCAACUCUUGCCAGAUCCCUGCGGCUCCCUCACGUGCCACCACUGCUAGUAUCUCCCGCCAGACCACUGGAGCACCCCCACCAAGAACGAUCCAAGUGUCAGCUCUUCCAACCUUCAAAAGUGAGCUGAAACGUGCCUUAGAUGCCAAUGCAAAGGCUGUGCAAGCCCCAAGCGGCCAAGGUAGCAAAAGGCGGCAGCCAGGGCUGAUGCCAAAGCUGCAGCCAAACUAG